AUGAAGCAAUCAAGUUACCACUAUCAGUUGACUGUGGUGGAGCAACUCAGUAGAUCAUGCAGUUCCACGAAUAGCCGCGAUAAAAACAACAAAAGCCCUCUGGAUGUCUUAGAAAUUGAAAGUUGUUUCGAAAGAUCCCCCUCGCCCCCUCUCCGCCCUCGCCCUACGAAACAGGACGCAACAAAACAGGCCAAGUCGCCGCUCGGCAAUGUACACUCAAUAGAUGUGGAAGAGUCAAUUGAUCACAGGAGUUGGAACCAU
Molecule: messenger RNA, 261 nt
Organism: Iphiclides podalirius (scarce swallowtail)
Lineage: Eukaryota; Metazoa; Arthropoda; Insecta; Lepidoptera; Papilionidae
Source: the annotation of a GenBank genome assembly